CGGCGGCCGCAAGUGCUCGGCGGCAGGAUCGCUUUGGCCCGGCCUGGCCCGCACGGCGCUGGGCGCGGAGAACCGCCAUGCCGCCGCGGCGCAGUAUCGUGGAGGUGAAGGUGCUGGACGUGCAGAAGAGGCGCGUGCCCAACAAGCAUUAUGUCUACAUCAUCCGAGUCACGUGGUCCAGUGGCGCCACGGAGGCCAUCUACCGGCGCUACAGCAAGUUCUUUGACCUCCAGAUGCAGAUGUUGGACAAGUUCCCCGUGGAAGGGGGACAGAAGGACCCCAAGCAGAGGAUCAUCCCAUUUCUGCCAGGCAAAAUCCUCUUUCGCCGCAGCCACAUCCGGGAUGUAGCCGUCAAACGCCUGAUACCAAUAGAUGAGUAUUGUAAGGCCCUGAUCCAGCUGCCCCCCUACAUCUCUCAGUGCGAUGAGGUGCUGCAGUUUUUUGAGACAAGACCUGAGGACCUGAAUCCCCCUAAAGAGGAGCAUAUCGGGAAGAAGAAAUCAGGGAGUGACCCGACCUCAGUGGACCCUAUGGUCCUGGAGCAGUAUGUGGUGGUAGCAAACUAUCAGAAGCAGGAGAGCUCAGAGAUCAGCCUCAGUGUGGGCCAAGUCGUGGACAUCAUCGAGAAGAAUGAAUCAGGUUGGUGGUUUGUCAGCACUGCUGAAGAGCAGGGCUGGGUCCCUGCAACCUGCCUCGAGGGCCAGGAUGGUGUGCAAGAUGAGUUUUCCCUUCAGCCUGAGGAAGAGGAGAAGUAUACGGUCAUCUACCCGUACACAGCCCGUGACCAGGACGAAAUGAACCUGGAGCGAGGGGUUGUGGUGGAGGUCAUCCAGAAGAACCUGGAGGGCUGGUGGAAGAUCAGGUUCCAGGGCAAAGAGGGCUGGGCCCCUGCUUCCUACCUAAAGAAGAGCAGUGGGGAGCCCUUGCCUCCAAAGCUGGGCCCCAGCUCAUCCGCUCACUCAGGGGCCCUUGACCUGGAUGGUGUUUCCCGGCAACAGAAUGCUGUGGGCAGGGAGAAGGAGCCGCUCAACAACCAGAGGGAUGGCCGGUUUGAAGGUCGCCUGGCGCCAGACGGUGACGUUAAACAGAGAUCACCAAAGAUGAGGCAAAGACCCCCUCCUCGCCGGGACAUGACCAUUCCUCGAGGCCUCAACCUGCCGAAGCCUCCCAUUCCACCCCAGGUGGAAGAAGAAUAUUACACCAUUGCCGAGUUCCAGACCACCAUCCCGGAUGGCAUCAGCUUCCAGGCCGGCCUAAAGGUGGAGGUGAUUGAGAAGAGCCUGAGUGGUUGGUGGUACAUUCAGAUGGAGGAUAAGGAGGGCUGGGCCCCAGCCACCUUCAUUGACAAAUACAAGAAGACCAGCAGUGCCUCAAGGCCCAACUUCCUGGCCCCGUUGCCCCAUGAGAUGACCCAGCUCCGGCUUGGAGAUGCAGCUGCGACGGAGAACAAUACAGGUCCCGAAGCAGUGGGGCCCUCCAGACCCCUGCCUGAGGCACCACACGGAGCUGUGGACUCUGGGAUGCUGUGGUCCAAAGACUGGAAGGGAGGAAAGGAGGCCCCAAGAAAGGCAUCUUCAGAUCUGUCUGCGUCAACAGGAUAUGAGGAGAUCUCGGACCCCACACAGGAGGAGAAGCCUAGCCUCCCUCCACGCAAAGAGUCUAUCAUCAAGUCUGAAGAAGAGUUGCUGGAGAGGGAGAGACAGAAGAUGGAGCCGCACCGGGGCUCCUCCCCCAAACCCCCUGGCAUGAUUUUGCCGAUGAUUCCAGCCAAGCAUGCCCCGCUGGCCCGGGACAGCAAGAAACCAGAGCCCAAACCUGACAAGAGCAAGUUCCCACUGAGAAAUGACAUGGGGUUAGAGUGUGGCCACAAGGUGCUGGCCAAGGAAGUAAAAAAGCCCAACCUCCGUCCCAUCUCCAGGUCCAAAGCUGAGCUGCCCGAGGAGAAGGUGGAACCCAACCCCCAGAAUCUGUUCUUGAAGUCAAGACCUCAGGUUAGGCCCAAACCAACUCCUUCCCCCAAGACAGAGCCAGCUCAGGGUGAAGACCAAGUGGACAUCUACAACCUCAGGAGCAAGCUCCGACCUGCCAAGUCUCAAGAGAAAGCCUUAUUGGACGGAGAAAGCCACCAUGCUGCGGGAGGCCAUGACACAGCCCUCGGCCGAAGCUUCCUUCCCGGGGAGGGACCUGGCCGUGGCCAGGACAGGUCUGGCAGACAGGAUGGGCUGAGUCCAAAGGAGACGCCUUGCCGAGCCCCUCCCAGGCCUGCCAAGACCACAGACCCUGGGCCCAAGAAUGUGCCUGUGCCUGUCCAAGAAGCAACCCAGCAAAGACCUGUGGUCCCACCUCGGAGACCCCCACCCCCCAAGAAAACCUCCUCAUCGCCAUUGUCGUGCAGGCCCCUCCCAGAUGUCAGAGGGUCACAGCGUGAAGAAAGCAGAGCCAUUCCCGCUUCAGGCCGGGCCCUCCUUGUCCCUCCGAAAGCCAAACCCUUCCUUUCCAACUCCUCAGUGGGUCAAGACGACAUUCGAGGCAAAGGUGGUCUGGGGCCACGCAUAGCUGGCAAGGUGGGAGAAACCAGAGAGAAAGCAGCUUCCUUCCUCAAUGCCGAUGGCCCAAAGGACUCGCUGUAUGUGGCCGUGGCCAACUUUGAAGGAGACGAAGACACCAGCAGCUUCCAGGAAGGGACAGUGUUUGAAGUCCGGGAGAAGAACAGCAGUGGCUGGUGGUUCUGCCGGGUCCUCAGCGGGGCACCUUCCUGGGAGGGCUGGAUCCCUUCCAACUACCUCCGGAAGAAACCCUAACUUCCCUGCCCUUCCCGGAGACCCCGCUGUCCCUGCCGGCCUCCCCACUGUAUUUAAGACGCAUCUUAAUUUAUCAAUCUCCACACCAUUUCAAGGAAGGCGGCCAUUGAGGUGCUGGUGGCCCCUUCCCUCUCAGGGUGGAGAGUGCUUGGUGCAGAGACAUCCUGUAGCCUGGGGUCUGGUUCUCCUGUUGUGGCAUCUCCAGAAGUCUCAAAAGCCACAGCCUUCGCUAGGUAGAAACCAUGUGACCGUCCUUGUCUGUAGUAGAACCCAUCCUCCUAGACAACGUCUUGUCACCCAGAGAAGCAGGACAGUGACACUCGCAGACCUCCAGAACUGACGCCGGUCACCUGGAGAACUUCCAGACCACACCUCAGUGCUCAGUCGUAGCACAGAGGGACGGCCCACACAGCCUGUGACAGCUCGCUCUAACUUCUCCAUGUUACUAGAAGCCCAGUAAUGGCUUUGUUCACAGUUCCCAGAAUAGCUGGUACCAGGAAGAACCGAGUCCUGAGAGAAUCAUCUUCUAAGUGCCGAGGAGGUACCGCUGCCCUGAGGUGGUCCCAAAGAUUCGCUUGGUUAUCCUGCCUCCCGAAUACUGACCGUGAUCAGUCCUAAAGGAGCAUGCUUCACUCCUGAAGCCUCUGGUCCAUCCAGGGCUUUUAAAUCCCAAUUCCUGCCCACCUUCCUCCAUCCCUAGUUAACAAGCGUCUCCACAUUUGUUUAAGUAAGGGGGCCAGCCCUUCACAAGGCACACACAUGAGUGCUUCUUUGCCCAGUAGGUGCCAAACUGCCCUUGGCCUUCUGCCUUCUUGUUCUAACCGGCAACUGGCCUCCCCUGUUCUAUCGCACCCAUUUUCUAGAUGAGGAAACUGAGGCUCUACAGGCCCCAGGACAUGCUAGGAAGGAAGUGGCUAGAGGAGGCUUGAGUCCAGGCCUGCCUGAUCCCAACACCCAUGCUCUUCUCCCUGCAAGAACAAACCAGUGAGGGAAGAGAUGGGGGUUGACCGGGUAUCAGGGCAGGUGGCCUGGGGGCUUCCUUACGUUAUGAGCAAAGGGACAGUAGUGACUGCCCUGGACUCACAGCUGCUUCUGCAGGACGGGGCAUACCCUGGAUCCUCAGUAGCUGGUACAGAAUUUCUAGCCUGGUACCCCGUGUGUGGAAGAGGAAUAAAGGAAGCUGAGGCACUGCUCCUCGGUGGCUUGAAGUGGA
Messenger RNA from Rattus rattus (black rat), 4014 nucleotides. It is a transcript of the gene Sh3pxd2b, whose product is annotated as SH3 and PX domains 2B. The record is from RefSeq and is a predicted model, not a curated record. NCBI's taxonomy places the organism in Eukaryota, Metazoa, Chordata, Mammalia, Rodentia, Muridae. Gene Ontology annotation, biological process: superoxide anion generation. The coding region runs from base 78 to 2801 and encodes 907 amino acids. The transcript has 13 exons. Gene Ontology annotation, molecular function: protein binding; superoxide-generating NADPH oxidase activator activity; phosphatidylinositol binding.